Messenger RNA from Mangifera indica (mango), 2154 nucleotides. Its product is annotated as protein disulfide-isomerase A4-like. Bases 14 to 2020 code for a protein of 668 amino acids. NCBI's taxonomy places the organism in Eukaryota, Viridiplantae, Streptophyta, Magnoliopsida, Sapindales, Anacardiaceae. The record is from RefSeq and is a predicted model, not a curated record. Gene Ontology annotation, cellular component: endoplasmic reticulum. The transcript has 12 exons. Gene Ontology annotation, molecular function: protein disulfide isomerase activity. Gene Ontology annotation, biological process: protein folding; response to endoplasmic reticulum stress.
UUUCAACUCAACAAUGCCAACAAAAACAGAAGCUUUCCUCUACACAAUUGUUCUUCUUCUCUUCAUCAUUCACUUGCUUUCACCUUAUUUAACUGACAUAUAUUUUGCUUAUCAAUCACAUAGCUAUGGAUCAGAGGCUAUAGCAAUCCCAGCGGCUUAUACUCACAUCUUUUCCCAGAAUCCUGACAAACGUUCAGAUGUUGUUCGUAAUUUUCUUGACGAUCAAAUGAAGAACUUUCCUGCAAUUAUUGAAGAAAAACAAGUGGUAAAAGUACUAAGUGAGGAGAGUUUUAGCCUUUUUGUUGCCAAUAAUCGGUAUGUUAUGGUGGUGUUUCAUGCAUCAUGGUCCCCUUUGUGCCGAAAAUUAGCCCCAGAAUAUGCAGAAGCUGCCAGAGAGCUGAAGGGUGAGGUUGUGCUAGCAAAAGUCUAUGCUGACAAAGAAAAAGGAUUGGAGAAGAAGUAUGGAAUCAAGGGGUAUCCAACUUGUUAUUUCUUCGUUGGUGGAGUGAAUGCUCAUCCUUGUAAUUUUGUUAGGAAGAGGGAUGCCAUUGUGAAGUGGGCAAAGAGUCAUAUGGGUCUUGGUGUCUACACUAUAAUGACAACAGAGCAAUUUGAAGAAGUAUUCACGUCUAAUUCCACAAUAGUUUUGUCAUUUCUUGACUCUUUACAGGGCCCGGAAACUGAGGAGCUUCUUGCCGCCUCGAUGCUGCAUCCUGAUGUUAUAUUUUAUCAAACUGCUAGUGCCAAUCUUGCAAGGAGAUUUCAUAAUAACUCAGAAAUCAAACUCCCUGCUUUAAUCAUGCAGCAAAAGGAGUCUCAACAUCUUAGCUACUUUAAUGGACCAUUCACUGAAUCAGAAAUAGCUUACUUCAUAUCUGUGAAUAAGAUUCCUCCAAUGAAUACACUUACUAUGGUGAAGUUUCCUGAGAUUUUCAAGCGCUGCACAAAACAGGAGAUGUCACCUCCAGCUAUUGAUGAGAAAGCUGUUGUCGUAUUAAGUGCGAAGAAUUUCGCCCAUGUUGUUGCCAAGAAUCGGUAUGUGAUGGUGGCAUUUUAUGCACCAUGGUGCUACUGGAGCCGGCAGUUGGAUCCUGAAUAUGAAAAAGCUGCGAUGGAACUGAAGGCUGAAUUAGUGCUAGCAAAAGUUGAUGCUGCUCAGGAAACAUUUUUGGCAAACAAGUAUGCAAUUGAUGGGUAUCCAACCAUAUCUUUCUUUGUUGGUGGAGUGAAGGUGUACAAUUAUUACCAUGAAAGGAAGAGCGAUGAUAUUGUGAGGUGGGCAAGGAAAAAGAUGGACCUUGGUAUAUACACUAUAAAGACAACAGAGCAAGCAGAACAAUUAUUGAUGGCAGAAUAUACAAUAGUUUUGGCGUUUCUUGAAUCUUUACAGGGCUUGGAAAGCAAAGAUCUUGCAGCUGUAUCAAAUCUUCAUGGUGAUGUCAUAUUCUAUCAAACUACUAGUGCUGAUGUCGCAAAGAUAUUUCAUAUUGACCCAGACAUCAAACGCCCUGCUAUAGUCUUGCUGGAAAGAGAGGCUCAAAAACUUAACCACUUUAAUGGGACAUUCACCAAAAAUGCAAUAGCUGAUUUUGUAUUUGUAAACAAGCUCCCUCCUGUGACCACUUUCACUAAUGAAAAUGCUCUCCAGAUUCUUAAGUCCCCAGUGAAGCAGUUAUGGCUUUUUGCCCUUACGCAUGAUUUUGAGGUGAGAUCAAUAUUUCAAGAGGUAGCCGAAGCUUUCAAAGGAAAGCUUCUGUUUGUGUAUAUGCAAAUGGAUUGCCAAAGUGCUAGUAGACAAAUUGCUCAAGAUUUUGGUAGUACAGGUCAUGCUUCAGCAGGACCAAUAAUUGUAUCUUACUCUGGCAACUCCAAUGGCAAGAAGUAUGUACUAUAUGAUGAACUGAGUAUAGGCAAUAUAAAGUCAUUUGCAGAGAAUUUCAUGGAAAAUAAGCUUCCAAGCUUGUCCAAUUCAGUGUCGAAAACAUUUCUUACGCCUCCAUACAGUGAUCGAUUCUUGUGAUUUGAUCGAACAACCCACGUUGGACUGCAAAAUGGCUGAUUGUAAAAAAGGUUGUCUCCUUUAGUGAACUUUAAUGAAAUAUUCAUAUCAAAUCAUGUAAUAACAACAAUAUUCCUGAUUAGAUAAUUUAAUUA